This is a messenger RNA of Coregonus clupeaformis (lake whitefish), 5014 nucleotides long. Its product is annotated as oligophrenin-1. Gene Ontology annotation, biological process: signal transduction. The transcript is spliced from 24 exons. NCBI's taxonomy places the organism in Eukaryota, Metazoa, Chordata, Actinopteri, Salmoniformes, Salmonidae. Gene Ontology annotation, cellular component: cytoplasm. The record is from RefSeq and is a predicted model, not a curated record. Gene Ontology annotation, molecular function: protein binding; GTPase activator activity. Bases 339 to 2771 code for a protein of 810 amino acids.
UAUCUCAGUGUUUUAGCCACCACCCCCAACAAGGAAGAAGUCGACAAAGGAAAGAUACAUUGAUGAAAUGCACAAAACGGACCCAGAUAGACACGAAAAUAAAUUGUAACAAGAAUCAGCUAACAUUGUUUACCUAAUGAAUUAAUGCAUCAAGAAACCAAGAAGAAUCACUGCGUGCCACGUGUCCAAUGAUUCGACUGCAUUCAUUUCUGGAGGAGUGGGCUACCCAAAUCUCAAUCUGGACAUUUUAUUAACAAUGUUCUGCAAUGUAACGAUGCAUUAAUUCAGACUUCUAAUUCCAACAUCGAGGCUACUGUACAUCAUUCCAAAAAUAAGCAAUGGGGCAUCCUCCUCUUGAGUUCAGCGACUGCUAUGAGGACAGUCCGGAUUUUAGAGAAAGACUAAAAUGCUAUGAAUUAGAAUUGGAAAGAACAAGCAAAUUUCUCAAAGAUGUAAUCAAAGAUGGCAACAGUGUAAUCAAUGCAAUCAAGGGUUAUUCAGUGGCAGUGCAGAAGUUCUCCCAGACACUCAGUGUGUUCCAGUUCGACUUCAUUGGUGAUUCUCUGACAGAUGAUGAGAUAAACAUUGCGGAAUCUUUCCAGGAGUUUGCUGGUCUCCUACAGGAAGUGGAGGAUGACAGGAUAAUGCUGGUUCAGAAUGCUUGUGAUCUGCUUAUCAAGCCACUGGAGAAGUUUCGCAAGGAGCAAAUAGGAGUGACAAAGGAAACAAGGAAGAAGUUUGAGAAAGAGAGUGAAAAAUAUUACUCUCAGUUAGAUAAACAUCUGAAUUUGUCUGCUAAGAAGAAGGAAACUCAGCUGCAGGAGGCUGACGAGCUGCUGGACAAAGAGAGGCUGAACUUCUAUGAGUCGUCAGUGGAGUAUGUGUACCAGAUCCAGCAGGUGCAGGACAGGAAGAAGUUUGAUGUGGUGGAGCCUGUGCUGGCAUUUCUUCACAGUAUCCUAACACUCAACAGCCUGACGGUGGAGAUGACUCAGGACUUCAUGCCCUAUAAGCAGGAGUUGCAGCUCAGCUUGCAGAAUACGCGGAACCACUUUGAGAGCACUCGUGAGGAGAUUGAGGAGCUGAUGAAGAGAAUGAAGCAUCCAACCCAGAUCGGCAAAAUGCACAGCCAGCCAAUCAUUGAGGGCUACUUGUACUCUCAGGAGAAGUGGGCCUUGGGUGUGUCAUGGGUGAAGUACUACUGUAAGUAUCACAAAGACAGUAAGCUGUUUGUCAUGGUUCCUGCUGAACCAAAACCUGCAACCAAACAGGGCCCCACAGAGCUGAAACUUAAAUCCUGCUUCCGCCGAAAGACAGAGUCCAUAGACAAGCGCUUCUGCUUUGAUAUUGAAACUUAUGAGAGAAACACACCUGUCACACUCCAGGCUGUUUCAGAGGCCAACAGGAAGUUGUGGAUGGAGGCCAUGUACGGAAAAGAGCCUAUUUAUCAUUCCCCAAUUCACAAGCAAGCUGAAAUGGAAUUGAAUGAAGUUGGAUUCAAGUUUGUGAGAAAAUGCAUAAACUUCGUUGAAACUAAAGGACUCACACAAGAAGGAGUGUACAGAACUGUUGGCAGCAACAUCCAAGUGCAGAAGCUUUUAAAUGUAUUUUUUGACCAGAAAUGCCCAGGAGAUGUGGAUUUCUACAGCAGUGACUUGGACAUAAAAACCAUCACCAGUGCAAUGAAGUUUUAUCUCAGGAGCCUAACAGAGCCUUUGAUGACCUACGGUCUCAACAGGGACCUCAUCUUAGCAGCAAAAUCUGAUAAUCUAGCUGAUCGACUGGGUGCAAUCCACUGCCUGACGUACAAACUCCCAGAGAAGAAUCGAGAAAUGCUAAGCCUACUGAUCCAACACCUGGUCAAUGUCUGCGGUAACAGUGGGGACAACCUGAUGACUCCCUCCAACAUGGGCGUGAUCUUCGGCCCCACCCUGAUGAGGGCAGAAGAGGAGACUGUGGCAGCCAUGUUGGAUAUAAAGUUCCAGAACAUUGUUGUUGAGAUUCUCAUUGAGGACUACACCAAGAUAUUCUGCAGUGCACCAGAGAAGAGUUCCACAGCCCCACCAAUGCCUCCUCCAAGGUUCACCCCAAGGAAACGGCAACCAAUCACCAUCUCCAAGCGUCCGGCCCGCGUCUACCUAGCAGUUAAUUAUGGCCAGGUCCAGAACACUGAGAAUGAGCAGAAUGGCAGCAGACCAGAGGGGGUGAAUUUUGGCGGGGACACCCCAACGAGCCCCACACCUAUCCAGAGGACCAAACCCAUUACCGCCCCUCCACGGCUCCAUAGGGACCCUCCUCAGAGUAAGGCCCUCCUGCCCAAGCCAUCAACCCGCCAGGACAGACACUCAGACUCUGACGUUGCCAAACUGGUCGCUAAGCUACAGGGCGGAAGUCAGAGGCCAGAUACAGCAGCAACAGCCAAUGGAGAGACAGGAGUCACUGUAAAGCGAGCGCAGUCCUUCCAAGGCAGGAGACCAACUCCUCGAAGUGUUGCAGUCAUCAGAGAAGCAGAAAGUGACGGCGUGAUCAAAACGAGGUCUCCGGCUGAGAAGCCUGCCAUCUGCAGACCUCCAACCAGACCCCCUGACCCGCCUAGCCGAUACCCUGCACCCCAUAAGAGCCCCACUGCAGCCCCCAGCGAGGACACCCCAGUGUCGUACGUUGCUUCCAAAGCCAAGUUUUUUGAGAAUGCUUCAAGGCAAUUUGGAAGCUCAUCGGUCUCACCUCCAGCAUCUACUUUACUCAAUGUGAAAGAGGAGAAUUUAAGUUGAUGAGUCUGUUACCAUGGCCUCUACUCCUGUCACUGACCUGUGGAACUUCAGUGAGUAUCUGGACACAUACUGUACUGUAGUGGAACAAAGGAAACAGAGUGCUCUCAGAAUGACAGCACUUUUGUCCUGUCAGUGGACACCCUCAUGCUUGUUGCUAUAAGGGACCCAAUUAACAUGUUGUUUAAUUUGUGAUAAAGGAGCUCCAGUAUAGAUAUAAAAAAUGAUCUGUUUAUUAAAGGAUGCCUUUAUUUGUCUCUGUCUGAUCCAAAUCUUUUGAGAUUUUGGCAGCUGGAUCAAUAUUUAUACAUUAUAUGGGAUCAACUCUAUAAUGAGGUAAUGUUAACAAAAUGAAUCCUGGUCGAAGCGGCUAGUUCCAGUAUCCAGUUAUUUGACUUUCAAACUGCUCGAAAACAAGCUACUUUAGCUACCUGAUACCAUUUGGAAUUCACAUACAUGUAGGCUAUAUUGUAGUACCCUACUGUAACAGGUUGAAGUGAAAGCAAGUGACUCGGCUGUAGCGCAAUAUUGUUAACUACUGUAGUGUCUUAAAGCAAAACUGAGAACAAAAGGUGCAGAUUCUAAGUCUCAGUUGAGUUAUAUGAUAUAACUGUUGAGUCUACUCCUUCUGUUCAUGAUGACCUUUGAUGAAUUGAAACAGACCACAGGAAUUCUGAUGUGCUGAAUAACAUAAUUAAUUUGGUUAAGCUUAAGGUUAAAGUCCUACUAUACCAACCAUGAAAGCAAAUAAUGAUAAGUAACAAAUAAUGAUCCACUCUCUGUCACACUUUGUUAGAUGUAUUUCACUUUUAGAGAGAAAGUGUCUCUGACAAAAAAAUCACAACCAUUCCCAUGUUCUUAAGAACCCUUAAAGCUGGAAUCCGUAAAUUCGUAGCGGUGAAACUGCCAUGUCCAUUUGCGAUAUUACAACAACAACAACACUACUUCAAACAACCCACACUGUUUUUUUCCCUUGGACAUAAUUGCACACGCAAUAGAACAGCAGAGUAUGUACUACGAAUUGUUUUUUACCAUGAUGCUGGAUGCUACUCUCCUCCUCUUCAUAAACAAAACAAAAACAAAUAAGAAAUGCGCCUGGGGGCGACCAUUGAUGCUGUUUCACCUUAUGCGGAUCUCAGCUUUAAGAACUCUUAACCAAAUUAUUUUGGAUAGUGGAAGCCAAAUUACCACUGGUUUAUUUGAAUGAUCAGUAGUCCUAGUUUUUGCCAUUGUUAUUUUGUUGAAACCGUUUGUUGGCAUCCCGCCAUUUCCAUUUGGGUACUGUCAUUCAUACAACACUCCAACAUUAAUGUUUACUUUGGUCCUACUUAUGUAGUGUCACGUAUGUAGUGUUACUAAGACCAUCAUUUACAUAGUAAUUACAUUGGUAGGUACUGUACAGUGUACCUAGUGUGGGUACACAACCUACAUAGUACCAGCAACUGUUAUACUGGUUUGUGGCUUGCACCGUUUCAAAGACUUGCAAGUUAAUUCACAAUGGAGAUUACGGUGUCAUUUUAAGAACUAAUUAUAUUAUGAGGGGAGGUUUAUGCAAAGCAAAUAUGUAUAAAAAUGUCAACGUGUGAUUAAGCCACAAACGCGUAUCACAGUUGUGAGGACUGUAAUUGACCUACCUGUAAUUACCAUGUAAAUAAAUAACUUUAGCAACACUUACUAUGAAGGGAAACCAUUUUAUCUAACAUGUUUCUAACCACCUUUUUUUGCACUUUAAAAAAUAUAUAUUUUCUAUCUACAUUGGGAUAAAUUGUCUUUAUUGAUUAAUUUAAUUAAUUAAUUAAUGUUUCACUUGUUAAAUGUUGUGAAAAAUGUGAAUAAAUAUUUUAAGCAUUAAAGGGAAAUGCUAGGAAUCCUGGUUUGUGUGGAAGGUGAUGAACAUUUUAUUUUGUUGUCUUCAAUGAUUUCUGUCUUAGAAUAUUUUGUGAAAGAUUGACAGCGCAGUUAAGAUCUUAAAAUUGAGUCUCAACUCCCAUUUUAUUUCUGUGAACAUUUGGACGAUGUAUGUCUGACCUGCUUGAUCCUGUCUGUAAUUUUUUUUUACAGGAACAACAACUGUAUUCAUCAGUUUUUCUAUGAAAAUUGUAUCCUGUCAUUUCUUAACUAAUUUUCACAUUUUCCUUUUCUUUAUCCCUUGUAUGUAAGAGUUUUUCAAGAAACAUUCCACAUGUAGCAGCAUGGUUAAGGAAAACAUUGUGAAAAAUAAAGUAAAACAUUUUGUAAACUUUCCA